Molecule: messenger RNA, 1109 nt
Organism: Perkinsus marinus ATCC 50983
Lineage: Eukaryota; Perkinsozoa; Perkinsida; Perkinsidae
Exons: 3
Coding region: 1-972 (323 amino acids)
Source: RefSeq, a predicted model, not a curated record
AUGCCCCGCGGACUCUCGAACCUCGCCGUGGACUUAGCCGCUGUGAAUAACUCACUUCCUGUUAACUGGAAAGGGAUGCUCGAUAUCAAGUAUAUGAUAUGCGAGUUCAUCGGGACUCGAGAUCCGAUGGGGUUAUCGUGGAAGGCCCCUCCGAAGCCCAAACGGCCUGAAGAUGAGUGGUGGCGAGAAAACGCCCUCAAGCAUGCCACCGCAAUCACUGAUCCGCUCACUAAGUCGUAUUAUGAUCUCGAUGUUUGUGAAAUGUCCGGGUGUGGUCACCUCCUAGAGUACAGUGACACGGAUGAUUCAGAGUGCAUAGUACGUGCUUGUUUGGCGGAGCGUGGUAUCGGCGGCCACGAUGAUUUGGAGACGUGGGUUGUGGACAAGCUAGUUCUAUAUGAGAACCUUUUCUAUGUGGCGUUAGUGAACUAUGACCGGAAGACCACUGAAUUCAGUAAAUUGACUCGCGAUGAGUUCGGAGUUAGUGAAGUUGCCAAACUAGAGGGGGUCGCUCUUAACUUCAGUGUCCUGCGAAAAAGCGACGGCAAGCUGAGGAUUGCCGCGAUCACCCAAAUCCGGCGACCACUGGCAGAAAGUAUUGCUGAUGAUGGAGAUGAUGAUUUGGAUGACGCCUUAGAGUUCCACGUGACGGAAAUUCAUGUUUUGGACGAAGACUCCUGCUGGAUGAGAUUGCCAACGUGGCCGCUAGUCUUCUCUCGUUAUGUUGAAAUUCAUCUGGUCACUCCUGAGGUAGCCCUACUAGCGGAUUAUGUCCCAUGCUCGGAUCGUAAGGGACGUCAGGAACUCGCUUUGCUCCGGCUGGUUACUGAAGGUGACUUGAGAGUCGAGCAAUUGUCGAGAAUUCGACUGGAUGGUUGGUCGAGAGGUUUCAGUUUGAGUCCCUGUGCAUCGCUGGUAAUGAUGUGGUUGGAGCCAAAGGAAGAAGAGUGUACUGUGUGCCUCGAUUACUGACCGAGUUUCUGGAUUCCGGGAUCCCUCCGUAGUGUGACGGUGCUUGUUCGUUGGAUUUGGUCUCGAUCGAGCUCGCAGAGUUAUGGUCACUGAUCGUGGUCUACUCUUACUAAUGCUCCCGAAUACGUACACAGAAU